Molecule: messenger RNA, 897 nt
Organism: Diospyros lotus (date-plum)
Lineage: Eukaryota; Viridiplantae; Streptophyta; Magnoliopsida; Ericales; Ebenaceae
Product: 2-hydroxyisoflavanone dehydratase-like
Exons: 2
Coding region: 1-897 (298 amino acids)
Molecular function (GO): hydrolase activity
Source: RefSeq, a predicted model, not a curated record
AUGGAAAAGCCUGGGGUAUCUCGUGGGGAGCAAGAGGGUGUCGGCGAUGUGGAUACCAAGAAUGUGACAAUUGUGGAGGGUGGCGUAUUUGGCAGGAUUUAUGUCCCCAAGUCUGUCAAUUCUACUAGAAAACUUCCCCUCCUUGUUUUCUAUCAUGGCGGAUCCUUUAUCUAUAACAGGGCAUUUUCUCCCUUUUAUGACAACUACAUUUCGGCAUUCGUAAGGAAAGCCAACAUUGUUGCAUUCUCGGUUGACUACAAAUACUAUAUCCCCACUGCAUACGAGGAUUCAUGGCUUGCCCUCAAGUGGGUUGCAUCGCACGCUUCUGGCCAUGGCCCCGAGGCAUGGCUAAACAGCUUGGCUGAUUUUGAGAGAGUUUAUGUAGCUGGAGAUAGCGCAGGCGCCAAUAUUGCACACAAUUUGCUCAUGAAACAACAACAACAAGAAGAUGUUGUUAACAUCAAGGUCAAAGGGAUGGCCUUACUGCAUCCAUACUUUUGGGGGAGCACGCUAAUAGGGAACGAGACCGGCUUGGAUGUGUCUUCGAGAUCAUAUGCUUCACAUAUUUGGUUGGAUGCCAUCAGGAAGCCGGAGUUGUGGGGUACUAAUCUAGGCAAUAAACUGUUGGAUGACCCGCGAGUGAACCCACUGAUGGAUUCAAGGCUUUCGAGCCUACCCUGUGGCAAAGUGUUGGUUGUGGUUGGUGAUGAAGAUAUAUUCAAGGACAGGGGCUUAGUUUACUAUGAUGCACUGCGCAAGAAUGGAUGGACAGGAGAGCCUAAACUUUUGAUGACCGAAGGCACGCAUUGCUUUUUCUUGACAGAAAUCGACUCUACUCCACUUUCUAAAGUCAUUUUCGAACAUCUAUCUUCUUUCAUCAAUGGUGUACUUAUCUGA